Messenger RNA from Myripristis murdjan (pinecone soldierfish), 1096 nucleotides. RefSeq names its product retinal cone rhodopsin-sensitive cGMP 3',5'-cyclic phosphodiesterase subunit gamma-like. Gene Ontology annotation, biological process: positive regulation of epidermal growth factor receptor signaling pathway; visual perception; positive regulation of G protein-coupled receptor signaling pathway. NCBI's taxonomy places the organism in Eukaryota, Metazoa, Chordata, Actinopteri, Holocentriformes, Holocentridae. The transcript is spliced from 4 exons. Gene Ontology annotation, molecular function: 3',5'-cyclic-nucleotide phosphodiesterase activity; cGMP binding. Gene Ontology annotation, cellular component: photoreceptor outer segment membrane. The record is from RefSeq and is a predicted model, not a curated record. The coding region runs from base 106 to 324 and encodes 72 amino acids.
AGAGAGAGGACUCCGUCUUUGUUUUGCAUCUCCUUUGUUUGUUCUCUGCAAAGAGAAAUUUUGUUUUGCUUCUUAAAUCCGCACAGCGACAAAACAACCUCAAACAUGAACGCAGGAGCAAAAGACGGCGCCAAGGCUGCUCCUCCCAAGUUCAAGCAGAAGGAGGCCAGGCAGUUCAAGAGCAAGGCUCCUAAAGCUGGACAGAAGGGAUUCGACAACGAUGUUCCAGGGAUGGAUGGUCUUGGAGACUCGGCGGUGGUCUGCCCCUGGGAGGCGUUCGGCGACAUGGAGCUGAAUGAACUGGCCCAGUUUGGCAUCAUCUAGACGUGUUAGGCGGGGUCUCCUGCUCUCGUCCUGGAGGGGUUUCGAUUUCGCUCUGUUUCUCUGCUCCGAGCCGAUGCUUGAUUUCGUCGAGUGAAGCCGCAGCGCAGCAAACACUGUGCAUCAGAUCUCGAUAGCGCCGAGGCCAGGGAGCCCCGCCACAGCCAAACCUCUCUGCUCCUGGUCAAGAAGAAACCUACGACAAUAUGAAACUCAGUUAUUCAUCUGAAAUUCCCUACCUCUUCGUUACGUUAAGUUUAGUUUUUGUUUAGCCUGUUGAUCUAUUAAAGGUGCACUACGCAAAAUCGCCAAAGGUGAAAACAUAGAAUAAGCACAACAUGUGAUGUCUGGGUCUACGUCGGCCUGACUCGCUGAUUUCCCAUGCUUAUCCCAUGUUUUAUAACAGUCCUCACUUUAAUUGACACUCAGCGAUUUUUCCCAGUGCAUCUUUAAUGGGAAACAGAUGAGAAAAAUGUGUCGUGUGAGGAUGGAGUAAAUUGAUUAUCCAUAAACAGGAAUAAGCUGAUUUUAUUUUGAAAACUGUGCUCCCUACCUCUGAUUACCCAUACUAUUGAGUCCAGUAUGUAUUUAUUUUAUCUAGCCACUUAUAAUCAUGUAACAGUAGACAUACACUCAUAAUGUUAUUAGAAUAAAUUCCAGUAUUUAUAUACUCAUUUGUAUAAAAGUUAUUUUCCGUACUGUCUUUGUUUCAUGUUUUUUUCUUCUUCUUCUUCUUCUUUUUUUUAAUGAUCACAGACUUAUAAUCUCAACCCUA